This is a messenger RNA of Ectocarpus siliculosus, 1263 nucleotides long. NCBI's taxonomy places the organism in Eukaryota, Phaeophyceae, Ectocarpales, Ectocarpaceae. The record is from the annotation of a GenBank genome assembly.
CCUCGUCGCGCUUAAGAUAAACGGACUCCCAUAUCUCAACCCGUGGCAGCUGCCGGGAAACGGCAUGGACGCCUUUCGACUGGCAAAAGAAGCGACGCUGAGGGCGUUGGAUACCCCAGUGAAGAAGCGAGGGUGGACAGGGAGCGCGGCAGCUACCAAGGCCGAUGAUGGCACAAGCGGUUUGCCCGAGGCUGUACACCGGGGGGUUCGCGUGGUGAAAGUGCGGGCGCAACGUGGACAGAUGGUUGAUUCUAGAGGCGUGGUGCGGAGCAGGCUAUGAGGCAUGGACACGUGUUGGGGCUUGCGCCAAGGAUGGGCGGGUGGCGUGUUUUCAAGAUUGUUCCAUUGUGUGGCAUGGAGAUGAGUUGUAUGGGCAAUGCUUGGGGUUGGUUGUGUCCGGGCUCGGCAGUGUCCAAUCGCCGAAGGCCAUAGGUGCUACGCUCCGUCUGUAGUGAGGUUCCAAGCUUUUUGUCCGCAUGCCCGUCACCCUGUGCAGACGUACAAACAGCUUGCGGUUUGACUACAGAGGGAGCAGAACCUACCUAGACCUUCAGCGAUGCCACUGCCCUAUCUGCCACAAAACAGACGUUUGAAAGAUUGCAAUAUCUGCAGGUACCAGAGUCAGCGAAAAAAUUGACACCCCGAGUAUAUAGUCUAGUGACAAGACCGACGCCAACCAGCGGAGCCCACCGGUAUUCGUUCGUUGUGGGCCUGAAUCGCAAAGGUGUCACACUUGUUCGCUGAAUGUCUUAGAUGUUUGCUCGCUACACCUUACCGAAUGUAAAUGAAUGUAGUGAGAAGCAUUCUCUCAAGGCUGUUCGGUGUUCGGUGUACCGACUACUGUAAAUUGUGUUGUUGUUUUCAGGCGUGGCGUUUUGCUGUAGGCUGUUGGCAAUGAUUUCACCCGACCGGUAGACAUGUUUUGGGAGGAUCAGGGAUUUUUGUGUUUUGUUGCCUUUUCCUACUCUUAUAUGGAUGUCCUUUUCGAGUUGCUUGUAUUUUUUUUUGCAACGAGCAUUGGGUUUUGCUCUCAGUCCGUUGGGUGUUCGUGGUUACGCUGUCAAGGCGGACAUCGCUUCUUUGCCUUCAUGUUUCAGGAAGAGGAGGUGUUCAUGACGAAAGAUAUGAACACCUCUCUCUCGCUUCAAACGAAGUACUGUAGAUACAGGCGCAUACAUCUGCGUUCCUUUUUUUGUGCGUGCCUGCCGUUACUAAAUUUCUAACAAUUUGAACAUUUGAACGGACAACAAUCUCUUUCAGUGC